AUGGGAGACGGUAUCGCUGUUCAGAGCACAAGCAAUUCGAUUAAGGGUAAUAAGGAUAAGAAAAAGAAGAAGAAGAAUAAGAAUAGAGGUGGAAGCAAGAAGAAGAUGACCCACGAACAAGUUUUGGCUUUUAAGUCUGUCACUGAAUGGGUUUUCUUGGCGCACCCUUCUUCUUCUUUGGCUUUGGCUCCUUCCUCUCUUGUCGAUGAUUUUGGGGUACAGAAGCCUCUAGGGAAAAACGGUGACAGAGUACUCUUUGAAUUGCACUCGCACUCUAAAUGUAGUGAUGGGUUUUUGUCUCCUUCUAAGGUUGUUGAGAGAGCACACAUGAAUGGCGUGAAAGUUCUUGCUCUGACAGAUCAUGACACUAUGGCGGGCAUCCCUGAGGCCGUAGAAUCGGCUCGUAAAUAUGGCAUCAAGAUAAUCCCAGGUGUUGAAAUUAGUACAAUAUAUUCUCCUAGUGGAGAAACAGACACUGAAGGAGAGGAACCUGUUCACAUUUUAGCAUAUUAUAGCAGUAUUGGACCUUCGAAGUUUAAGAAGCUAGACAAGUUUUUGUCAAACAUAAGGGACGGACGUUACCUUCGAGCUAAGAACAUGAUCUUAAAACUGAACAAGCUAAAAAUGGCUCUUAAGUGGGAGCAUGUUUGUAGGAUUGCUGGCAACGGAGUUGCUCCGGGAAGGCUCCAUGUAGCCCGUGCUAUGGUUGAAGCAGGUUAUGUUGAAAAUCUCAAACAAGCCUUUGCCCGAUAUCUUUUUGACGGUGGACCUGCUUACUCCAAGGGAAGUGAACCUGAUGUGGAGGAAGCGAUAAAAAUGAUUAGCGAUACCGGGGGUGUCUCCGUUCUGGCUCAUCCAUGGGCUUUGAAAAACCCUGUUGCCAUUGUCCGGAGGUUAAAAGAAGCAGGCCUUCAUGGGAUGGAGGUCUACAAAAGCGAUGGAAGGCUCGCAGCAUAUAGCGACCUGGCGGAUACCUACGGACUUCUGAAAAUCGGAGGAGCAGACUAUCACGGAAGAGGACACCAUGAAUCUGAACUGGGAAGUGUGAACCUUCCGGUACUAGUUUUGCAUGACUUUCUUAAGGUAGCUAGGCCUAUAUGGUGCAAUGCUAUAAGGGAAAUAUUGGAGUGCUAUGCUGAGGAACCUUCUGAUACAAACCUAGAAACGAUUACAAGGUUUGGUAGAAGUAGGGUUUUUAAGGGAGGUUCAACCUUGAAUUGUGGACAAGAUUUGAUUGAUCAUUGUUUACCUCUAUGGUUGAGUAGCCAAGAGAUGGAAAAUGAAGAGUUUGAAGCUAUCAAGCUGAAGCUUUCCAAUGUUUCUUCUUCUACUAGUGAGAGAGGAAUUCAGGUUCUUAUAGAGACGUAG
This is a messenger RNA of Lathyrus sativus (Indian pea), 1368 nucleotides long. The record is from the annotation of a GenBank genome assembly. Lineage: Eukaryota; Viridiplantae; Streptophyta; Magnoliopsida; Fabales; Fabaceae.